Suncus etruscus (white-toothed pygmy shrew) is the source of this 357-nucleotide messenger RNA. RefSeq names its product G protein subunit gamma 14 (gene GNG14). Bases 38 to 256 code for a protein of 72 amino acids. The record is from RefSeq and is a predicted model, not a curated record. Gene Ontology annotation, cellular component: heterotrimeric G-protein complex. Gene Ontology annotation, biological process: G protein-coupled receptor signaling pathway. Gene Ontology annotation, molecular function: G-protein beta-subunit binding. The transcript is spliced from 2 exons. Lineage: Eukaryota; Metazoa; Chordata; Mammalia; Eulipotyphla; Soricidae.
GUCUCACUGCCUCUGACCCUGCUUCCCCAUCUACCAGAUGUCAGGCAAGGUGGCCUUGGGCAGCGAUAUAGGGCAGGCCCGACGAGCGGUGGAGCAGCUGAGGAUGGAAGCAGGCAUAGACCGUGUAAAGGUGUCCAAAGCGGCUGCAGAGCUUCUGCAGUUCUGCACGGAGCAAGCCAAGAGCGACCCUUUCCUCGUGGGCAUCCCUGCGGCCACCAACCCUUUCAAAGAGAAGAAGCCUUGUGCCAUCCUGUGAGCUGGGGGGGGGAGGGAAACAGUGGAGGGCCCCAGAGCCCCACAGAGCCAGUAGUAGCCCCUGAGCAUCACUCCCAAGUGUGCUCAAUCCCAAGUGUCACU